ACCCGAGGGGCGUAAAACAAUCCGCCAUUUUGUCCCUACAACAAUUUAGACUUUUAUUAUUUCGAUAGGUACAUGAUAGCGCUUUCAAUCAAAAUAAUCACAAUUAAAAAGUGAUGUUAAAAGAACCGUGCAUCGUUUUAUAAAUCUGUGAUAUUUGUGUCCAAUAUUAUUUUUAUUUACGGUCAUCUUGACGUCUCGAAACUGACCGAUUUUUGACGUCGACUACAGAGCUCCGGAUAAACCAAAAUGGGCACAAGAGAGGAUGAAUAUGAUUAUUUGUUCAAAGUUGUACUCAUUGGAGAUUCUGGUGUGGGUAAAAGCAGUCUUCUGUCGCGUUUCACUAGAAAUGAAUUCAAUUUAGAAUCUAAAUCUACCAUAGGUGUGGAAUUUGCAACAAGAAGUAUAGAGGUCGACGGUAAGACCAUAAAAGCUCAGAUAUGGGACACGGCCGGCCAGGAGCGGUACCGCGCCAUCACGUCGGCGUACUACCGCGGCGCGGUGGGCGCGCUGCUGGUUUACGACAUCGCCAAGCACCUGUCGUACGAGAACGUGGAGCGAUGGCUGCGCGAGCUGCGCGACCACGCCGACCAGAACAUCCUCAUCAUGCUGGUCGGCAACAAGAGCGAUCUCAGGCAUCUUAGGUCCAUCCCGACGGAGGAGGCGAAAGCGUUCGCGGAAGCCAACGGACUUAGUUUUAUCGAGACGUCGGCCCUGGACUCCACCAACGUCGAGCCGGCCUUCCAGAACAUUCUGACCGAGAUCUACAGGAUCGUGUCGCAGCGGCAGAUGCGCGACCCGCCCGAGGGUGACGUCAUCCGGCCCGACGCCGAGCCCGCCGACGUGCGGCCCUCGCAGGCCGACAGUGUGCGGCGCCAGUGCUGCCAGUAGAAACAGAGUCCGAUCACCGUCAGAGCCGGCGUGAGAAUAUCCAAUGGCUGAAAAUGAAAGAAAAAAAAAAUGCAAUAAUUUAUGAAUCAUUCCCAAACAGUGGUGUUAACAACGUAACAGUGAUGCCAACGCGAAAAUAUCUUUAUACUAACGGUCGAUAGUCGCCUAAAGGUUUGCGAUAUUUUCAGUAUGGCAACUUACUACGUCUUACGUGAAAGGAACGAUGCUAAAUGGAUGUGUAUUAAAUUACGGACGUGGUAAUUUGUAAAAAAAAAAA
Bombyx mandarina (wild silkworm) is the source of this 1165-nucleotide messenger RNA. RefSeq names its product RAS oncogene family member Rab11 (gene Rab11). Gene Ontology annotation, molecular function: GTPase activity; GTP binding. The record is from RefSeq and is a predicted model, not a curated record. Lineage: Eukaryota; Metazoa; Arthropoda; Insecta; Lepidoptera; Bombycidae.